Messenger RNA from Penicillium taxi, 240 nucleotides. RefSeq lists its product as uncharacterized. The record is from RefSeq and is a predicted model, not a curated record. Bases 1 to 240 code for a protein of 79 amino acids. The transcript has a single exon. Lineage: Eukaryota; Fungi; Ascomycota; Eurotiomycetes; Eurotiales; Aspergillaceae.
AUGAUAUACAGAGCGCCAAUGUCUCCAACAGCUACCAACCCUAUCCUAUCCGCCUUAGACAUGCGCACAAUAUCAAGAAUCACUAUUUGGAGCCCCGCUUGGGUUGCUGCUGAAUGUAAAGAAGAUGCACGUUGUUUGUACUCAGGUGCUCCAUUUGGGCCCAGGAACCAUCAAAAUGGCUUUAAUCUGGGGUCUACAACUCCAGAAAUUUCUGUACCGUCUGGUGCGGAUCUCAUAUAG